Molecule: messenger RNA, 1974 nt
Organism: Aspergillus puulaauensis
Lineage: Eukaryota; Fungi; Ascomycota; Eurotiomycetes; Eurotiales; Aspergillaceae
Product: Zn(II)2Cys6 transcription factor
Exons: 9
Coding region: 1-1974 (657 amino acids)
Biological process (GO): positive regulation of transcription by RNA polymerase II
Cellular component (GO): nucleus
Molecular function (GO): transcription cis-regulatory region binding; DNA-binding transcription factor activity, RNA polymerase II-specific; zinc ion binding
Source: RefSeq, a predicted model, not a curated record
AUGAAUCCUGCAGAGGCCGAGUCCUCUCCGCGCCCAGUCCCAGUUCCCAUCCCCCGCAAGCGCACCCGCACAGGCUGUGUGAACUGCAGCCGGCGCCGUCGGAAAUGCGACGAGAUAAAACCGACUUGCUCGGGGUGUAAACGGCGAGGCGACCGCUGCCAGUGGCGGCAAGUCGGUGCUUUCCGCGAUGCCAAUAUCAAGGUGCUGGAGCCGGAGCAUCCGUCCAUGAACCAGGCUGUUAGUCGUCCGUCGCGGCGGCAUGGGAAGUUCAAGAUUUUGACUGUUGAACCGCCCCGUCGGAAGGACAAGAACGAUGACGGGCUGGAUCCGGACAAGGAGAAGACACCUGUUAGGGAUGUUGAUCCAGCUGCUUCACCUAGAGACCAGGUUGUAGCGCUCUCGCCAUCUCCGACUCCUGAUAUACCAAACCCUACUCGUAGGCAAGAUGAGGCCUUUGCCAGCCCGGACCGUAUGGUGGUCACGUCUCCAUCCAACUCUACGCAGUUCACAAACGACAUGAGCCGACCCUAUAUAUCCUCCCCAGAGUUCAUGGUCGACGAGCUCACUGCACUGCGCAACUUCAACUCCUACUCCGGCAUGACGCCGCCGCUCUUCGAUUCCAGCGUUUUCUCCGAUCUCGACAACCCAGCCAACGACGUCUUCCUGCCAGGUUCAGCGUACGAGGCCCUCCACACAGCCCUACGCAACCGACAGCUCUGGACAGCCCGGCCAGAUAUCCCCAGCCGACCGGGUUCACCUACGUCUGCUCCUGGCUCUGUCCCCGAUCGUCGACGGAGCGAGUCGCGGGCUCGAACUGGACGGUUCGAACUAUCGCCAGACAGGGAGAACAUCCUGUGGCAGAACUACCUGAAUGAGAUCUGUCUCUGGCUGGACAUGUUCGACAACCACCGCCACUUCGCCUCAACAUUCCCCCAGAUGUCCAAAUCGGCACCGCAUCUGCGCUACUCCAUCCUCGCCCUCUCAGCGCGGCAGAUGGAGCGCAAGCAGAACGAAAAGUCGCAGUCCGAGAGUCUGUCUCUGUACCAGGAGGCUAUCCACCUGCUUCUGCCGGAGCUGGAAAGCAAGACGACUCCUGUCAUUGCCUCUUGCGUGAUUCUCUGUGUACUGGAGAUGCUAAGCUGCAACCCCAAAGAAUGGCGCCGCCAUCUAGACGGCUGCGCAUAUCUCAUCCAAGCUGCCGAGAUCAACGGCUUCUCCGGUAAAGAGGAACAGGCUCUAUUCUGGUGUUUUGCGCGCAUGGACGUCUGCGGCGGCCUCAUCUCCGAAGAAGAAACCAUCAUCCCAAUCUACCACUGGAUCCCCAACGACAUGACCCCGACCGACGCAACGCGCCUCUUCCUCGCCUCCAACCACGACACAUACGCAAAUCACACCGUCUAUCUGUGCGCACAGACACUGGGCGUGCUCUUCCGGCGCGGACCAGGCCCGUUAUCUUCCUCUGCAAUUGCAUCGUAUUCGUACCCCGGCAGCCCCGACGAUAGCAGCGAGUCGUACGUGGGCCGCUGGAGCCGGCUGUUUGAGGCGGUUGAGCAGUGGUACGAGAACCGGCCGAGCCAGAUGAAGUCGGUGUUUAGUGUCUCGACGGCGGCGUCGAAGAGGCCGUUUCCGACGGUUUUGUAUGCGAAUGGGGCUGCCAUAUCCGGGAACCAGCUCUACCAUACCUGCGCUUUGUUACUGCUGCAGCGCAAACCGAAGACGCUUUCUCUUGCGCGACGACCGAAAUCCGUUCUCUGGCACGCGCGGCAAAUCUGCGCCAUCUCGGCCUCGAAUGCCCACCAUGGCUGCUGGACCAACGCACUGCAACCGCUCUGGAUCGCGGGGAAAGUCAUGUCGCAUCAUUCAGAGCACGCAGCGAUAGUGGAGACGCUGACGAGGAUCGAGCGCGAGACGGGCUGGGCGACGGCUUGGCGGGUUGAGGAUUUACGGGAGUUUUGGGGCGAUGAUGGGGACUGA